Messenger RNA from Pangasianodon hypophthalmus (striped catfish), 5424 nucleotides. RefSeq names its product BAR/IMD domain containing adaptor protein 2a (gene baiap2a). Gene Ontology annotation, cellular component: cytosol; nucleoplasm. The coding region runs from base 1381 to 2979 and encodes 532 amino acids. Gene Ontology annotation, molecular function: protein binding; cytoskeletal adaptor activity. The record is from RefSeq and is a predicted model, not a curated record. The transcript is spliced from 14 exons. Gene Ontology annotation, biological process: positive regulation of actin filament polymerization; plasma membrane organization; actin filament bundle assembly. NCBI's taxonomy places the organism in Eukaryota, Metazoa, Chordata, Actinopteri, Siluriformes, Pangasiidae.
GUACUCCAUCAUACAUCUGGCAGAAAAGCCUUUGAAGCUGUAGGAGGCAAAACAAGUUCAUAUUCAAAUUUCAAGAUGUUUAUUGCAUAACUUUUAUUCUUUGGGGAUCCAAAAAAUUUGAGCGUGCAGAUGAGUUCUUUCAGUUUCCUCACUUCAUUGCUACCAUGGCAACAACGAGCAGUAUUAAAUGUGAUGGCACUGAUGUUAUGUUCUUAGCUGCUAAAGUGUCUCGUGGUGAAAUGAAAAGUCCUUGAUUCUAAUGCCUGAGAGGCGCUUAACAAAACAAUCAGUCGAUUUUGUUUCUCCAGUGUGGAGCACAUCUUAAGAGAAAUGCAAUAAACCAAAUCCAGCAGGGAUACAUGAAGAGUAAUGGAUGAUGAUUAGUGAUUGCACAUACACCAGCCACUUUAAUAGCAACACCCAUACCCCUGCUCAUUCAUGCAAUUAUCCAAUCACUCAUGUGGCAGUAGCGCAGUGCAAAAAUCAUACAGAUACAGGCCCACAAGCUUCAGUUAACCCUCUGGGGUCUGAGGGUGUUUUGGGGCCCUGGACAAAUUUUGUUCACAGCAAAACAAGAUGUCAGGAAGUUUCAGAAAGUGUUGAUCAGGGAAUUUUAUACAAAACUCUCUAGAGUUUACAUAGAAUAGUGCGUAAACCAAAAAACAUCUAGUGAGGGGCAUCUCUGCAGGCAGAAACUCCUUGCUGAUGAGAGAGAUCAGAGGAGAAUGGACAGCUGGUUCGAGCUGACAGGAAGACUAUGGUAACUCAUAUAACCACUGUUUACAGCCGUGCUGAGCAGAAAAGCAUCUCAGAAUGCACAACAUGCCAAACCUUGAGGCAGAUGGGCUACAACAGCAGAAGACCAUCUGAGGCUACAAUCUGAACAGUCUACAGUGGGCACAGAUUCAUUGAACCUGAGCAGCAGAAGACUGAAAAAACAUCAUCUGGUCUUUUUCCAAUCUUUAACUUAAUCUUUUGACCCUUUAAUACCGAACUGAACUGAAACUUAAAGCCAUUUUCACCAAAAUUCACCUCAUGUCUUCACUCCUCUGAUUCUGAGGAACUGUUUUUCCUUUCGUCAAUAUUAUUAUGCGUUGCCAUGGUGAUCGAACCUAUGAAGGCGUGGAAUGUGAACAGGUACUGUAAGACACGCCUUGUGGGUGGAGCUAAAACAAGGGGGCGUGUUUUCCAAACUGAGAGAGUUGUCUGUUUCAAUUACCGCAGCACGGUGGGCGCUUCUCAGCUGCAGCUCCUGUCGAGCGAAAAGAGCGAGUUUUUGUAGUCAAACCUGAGCUUUAUUUUAUUUUGACUGCGUCUAGGAGCCGAAAAAACAAACCCAAGACGUGUUUCGGAUAACCAUUGUCUUAGAAGAGAGUGUUUAUGGUUUGGACUGAAGAUAUCAGCAUGUCUCGUGCCGACGAGGUCCACCGCGUUACGGAGAAUGUCUACAAGACCAUCAUGGAGCAGUUCAACCCCUGCUUGCGGAACUUUGUUGCCAUGGGGAAGAACUAUGAGAAAGCUCUCUCCACUGUGACAUUUGCAGCCAAGGGCUACUUCGACGCUCUGGUGAGGAUGGGUGAGCUGGCCAGCGAGAGCCAGGGAUCCAAAGACCUCGGGGACGUGCUCUUUCAGAUGGCCGAGGUCCACCGGCAGAUACAAGUGCAGCUAGAGGAAAUGCUGAAGUGCUUCCACACUGAGCUGCUUUCAGAGCUGGAGAAGAAAGUGGAGUUGGAUGCCAGAUACCUGACUGCGGCUCUGAAGAAGUACCAGAUUGAGCACAAGAGCAAAGGCGAGAGCCUGGAGAAAUGUCAGGCUGAGCUGAAGAAACUGCGUAGGAAGAGCCAGGGCAGCAAGAACCCAUCCAAAUACAACGACAAGGAGCUGCAGUAUGUGGAGACCAUCAACACUAAGCAGAAUGAGCUGGACACCUUCAUCGCAGAGGGCUACAAAACGGCUCUGUCAGAGGAGCGCAGACGAUACUGCUUCCUGGUGGACCGCCAGUGCGCCGUGGCCAAGAACAGCAGUGCCUACCAUGGCAAGGGCAAGGAUCUGCUCACCCAGAAGAUCCCGGUGUGGCAGCAAUCCUGCUCAGAUCCCAACAAGCUCCCGGAGAGGGCCAUGUUGCUUGUGCAGCAGAUGGUGUCCGGCUCGAACCCCCUUCUCUCCAGCCCGCUGCAUUCCUCUAAGGGCAACCUGGUCAUCUCGGAGCCGAUCCCUGGCGCUCAGCCCCUGCCUGUGCCCCCUGAACUGGCGGCCCUCAUGGGCCACCCAGGGAGGCUGAUGGGGCCUGAUGGCAUGUCUCUGGUCAAUGGUACGACAGGAAUGCAAGGGGAGGAGUACUGGGCUGACGGGGGUGUGUCUCAGGGAAGACCCGCCUCCCCUCAGCCUCAGUCCCAGACUCAGCCACAGAGGCAGGUCAGCGAGGUUUACUCCAACACCCUGCCUGUCCGCAGACCCCAGCCCGCUAAGAGCAAGGCCACCGUGGGCGAGACACGGACUCUGCCCAGGUCCAGCUCCAUGGCGGCAGGACUGGAGAAGAAUGGGCGCUCACGUGUGCAGGCCAUCUUUUCUCAUGCUGCUGGUGACAACAGCACACUGCUCAGCUUUACCGAGGGUGACAUUAUCACACUGCUGGUGCCUGAGGCUCGGGAUGGUUGGCAUUAUGGAGAGAACGAGAAGAACAAGAUGAGAGGCUGGUUCCCCUUUUCCUACACAAGAGUGUUACCUGACAGCGACAGUGACAAGCUGCGAGUUAAUCUACACCAUGGAAAGAGCAGCAGCACAGGGAACCUGCUGGAGAGAGACGACACGUCUCUGCCCAUGCCUGACUACGGUCUGACCGCCCGUCUGUUGGCUCAGAGCCUCACACAGAAUCGCCCGCGUCCCUACAGCAUGGCUGGCUUCACACAGCCAGCGAUUGAGGAUUAUGACAGUCGUUUUGCCACAAGUUCCGAUGGCAAAUUGAUUUCGACAGUGUGAACACAGACAGGCUAUCAGACACAGACACAACUCCGGAUAGCACAGGGGUUGCACCCCUCCCUUCCCAGUUUCCCCUCUAGCCUUCCCUACCCCCCUCAAAACAAUCCUAACACGUGCCUCCACGCACCCCUCCUUCAGUGGAAGAAGGCCGCUCUCAUCCCUCCUUUCUGUCCUCUCUUCCUCCCCUGCGUGUUGUCGCCGGGGGGCCAUAGUGCCGGUGGCGUGUGGUGGGUCGGGGGGGACUCUGACAGAGAGAGCCAGAGGGCGCUCCAUCUGCUCGCCUCGCACCUUUACAGACACUGAGCUGCUCUUCGCCUUGCCCGCUGCCUCCGUGGACUUCUCCAAAUGGACUCCUCUCCCAUGCAUGUGCACAAGUUCUGCAACUGUUGUGUUUUUAUGAUGAUGAUUAUUUUUUUUAAAGGACAUCAUCAUGUAAAAGUGCCAAAAGCUAUGUCGAUAUUUUCAAGCAGCUCUCCUUCCAUAAAAGAAACGUGCCCUUUGUCCUUUUCUAUACGCUGUGGACUGGCACUAUUGAAGCUCUCGCUCACCGCAGAGCCUUGUAUUCUCUUUAUGGUUCAGUUGUGCGGCGUGUUUUUUUUUCUCUCUGUGUUUUGUAGAGCGUUGUGUGCUUCCACCGUGUCUUUAAGCAGCGCGACGUGCAGCCCAGAGGGUGUGUCACUUUUAACAUUGUGGGAUUGAUUUACAUUACUGUCCACACUUCUCCAUUAUUAUUUCUGAAAGAUCUCAAAUCAUUAAAUAUGAUAUGCAGGCCAAGUAGGCCCAAACAGGUAGUCCAAUAUGAUAGCACUGUAAAAUAUCAAAAUCUAGAACAGCAUGAGUAAUAUUACCAUGCUACCACCACAUAAUAAAGCAAAAUAUAACAAGAAAAUCAUGAUAAUUACAUUUACACCUGGUUGUCGUAUCAAAGUCUUGUAUCAGGUUUGUAUCCUGUUAAACUGGAGUGUAUCCUGUUAACCUUUUGAUGUCAAAUCCAUCUCUGUUUAUCCAGAUUGAAAAGUAAUUGCUAUAAUGCUCAGGAUCCCAACACUGCUCUUGGAGUAUUCCCUGUCCUGUACAUUUUAGUGUUUUCCCUGCUCUGACACAUCUGAUUCAACUAAUCAGCUCAUUAACAGUCCUUUCUGAGUUUAGGUGGGUGUGAUAGAGCUGGGAAAACAUUAAAAUGUGUAGGAAAGGGGGAACUCCAGGAUCAGGGUUGGGAACUGGUGCUGUGUAGCAUGUAAUAUUCAAAUCAGCUCAUUAUACUUGACCACCAAUUUCCCAUGUUGUUCCUUGUUUCCAACUGUUUUACACAAAAGAUGUCAUUUUCAGUUCUCUUAAAGGCACCAACUUUGGUAGUAAUGAACCACAUGCGUUGUCAUAUAAUGUAUUGUGAAGGGUUUUGGUCGGAGUAAUAUGAGUAAUUGUACAUUAUUGCCAAAGUGAAAUUGUUUUCUGAAUUGUGCAAUUCGAGACAUAAAUCUGUAGCUGUAACUGCAUUUUCCACGUUGGAAGAACACUUUUUAUAUUAAAAAUAUGAAUCCUAAUUCUUUAUAAUGUUCAUAUUUCAAUAAAUUUGCACAUUUACAGCGCUCAUACUACAUUUACAAAUGACUGGUUACAGUGCAAUGGGUUUUGAGCGGCACAGUAUUGUAACGUUGUAUAGGGCAGGACCAAGCGCAUGGUUCCAGAAAGCUAAAACUAAAACAAAUCUCGAUGUAGUGAUCAAGCAAAGUGAAUGGCUGAAUGAGGGUUUACAAACAUUACAUAAGAAAUGGACGAAUAAAUUCGUAUUUAUAAACUUCUCAGUGUAAUCGUGAUUAAUAAAUAAUAGAAUAUUAAUGUUGAAUUCACAUAUGAUUACCACUGUACUUAAAAGAGAUGGAGGCAUUUGCUAUUGUAUAACAUUUCACCCAAAUGUGUCUCAGAUUUAAAUCUGUUUAAAACCUCUCCUGUGUGAUUGUAUUUGUAAUUAUAACUGGAUUUCUGGAUAUAAUCCUGAGACUCAAGAUGCAUGAAACAACCAGGUGUAAAUAUAGUAUCUCUCUUCUUCCCUCCCAACUCUGGUUUUUUUUUUUCCAUCUCUGAGACCUGAAUCUCCUUUAAUUUCCAUUAAAAAAAAAAAAAAAAAAAAAAAAAAAAGCUGUAAAAUGUUCUCACUUCUAAUCUGUUGUGUUCCAAAAUGGUCAGCUGACAGAUCCUCUGGAGCCAUGGUGUACUUUCCUGCUGUGCUUUUGUACCUUUUGUCUCUUUUAAAAUGCUUUUCUUUUUCUUGUAAAUCAAAUUACAAUGCACAGAAAUCAGUAUACAGAAAACAUUCCAUCACACAAUGCAUGCUAUGGAGGAACUUCAGCAACAUGUUGACCUUGAAUGUAUUGUGAAUUUUUACAAAAAGUAUAUAUAAUAUAUAAAUAUAUCUAUAUAUUAAUAAAACACUUGUUCAAAUUA